AUGAAAAUAUUAUUGUCUGCUGGACUUUCUGCUCAUGCACCCAAGAGAUUUCAAUAUAUUAAAGUAGCCAACAAGGGCAUUGCCCCCAUUGAAAGUGAAGUUUCUGUACCUUUUGAAGUGGCCGGCAAAACCAAGAUCGUAGAUGUUCUCUUCGUCCCUCAGUUGUCCUCUGACAUGAUAUUAGGCUUAGAUUUUUGGAGGCGCUACAACUUGCGCCCCGACUUUGUUAGCAACACUUGUGAAGUCAACGUCGACGGUGCCGAAGUAUUUUCUGCGUCCACUGAAGAAGAAGAACCUGAAGACAAUGUCCUUACUCCUGAUCAACGUGCUGAACUUGAAGAAAUUCUUGCUGACUUUAGGCCUGUCUUGGACACUGAGAGACUUGGAUGUUUGCGAGGUGUGGAGCACCACAUUGACACCGGAGCCCCCGACCCCACGGCCGGGGCGAGCGCGGACGACGACCACACGUGGCACCUGGACGAGGAGCAAGUGUGCGAGCAGGUGCGGUCCUACCUCAACCAGGGCUCGUACUACAACGCCAACAAGCAGCUCAACAGCCUGUUCGCCAAGGUGCGAGAGAUGCUGCGCGCGCGGGAUUCGAAUGGAGCACGGAUGCUGACGCUCAUCACGGAACAGUUCCUUUCGGACCCCAGACUGAUCUUGUGGAAGUCGCAGGGUACCCCAAUGACGGAUAAGUGCAGGCAGCUUUGGGACCAACUCGGAGCCCUGUGGGUGUGCAUAGUCCUCAACCCCCACUGCACCACCUUGGAAAAGCAGAACUGGAAAAGACUCUUGGAGAAGUGGGCGGCGAUGGACAUUUGUCCGCUGGAGGACCCCGACUACCGGCCGCAGCCCGCGGCCAACACUCGGCACGAAGCGUACCACCACCAGGCGGCCUACGACUCUUCGGACAGCAGCUCGGACGAGGAGUCCGGCGAGGCGGGCGCGCCCGGUGCAGGCGCCGGUGCGGGCGCCGGGGGCGCGGGGGCGGGCCGCAGUGGCGCCGGCUCACCCGCGGGGGCGGGCGGCGGCGCGGGCGCGGUCAGCAGCCACCACUACCGGGGCCGGGAGCACCCCAACAUGCCCAACAGGCACUCGCGCUAUGGCGGCCGGGGCUCCAGGGGGCUGGCGCACAGCCGGCCGGCCGCCGUCGUGCCCAGGACAGUCUUCCACAGGGCGCUGGACGCGGUGGAGCUGAGCUGGGACAACGUGCACCUCAAGAACAUCCUGUCGAGCGACACGUACUGCUCGCACAUCACCGACAGCGCGCUCACGUCGGGCAGUUUCAACCCCCAAGGGCAGCCGCUGUGGCACGAGCCCCUGGCGACGUGCGCCGCCCGCGUGGACGCUCUUCGCUCCCACGGCCACCAAGCCGCCGCCCUGCGUCUCGCCGUGGGCGUGGUCCGCACCUUGAAGCAGCAGCAGAUCAUCGCCCAGCGACGCUGGAUCGAGAGUCAGCAGCACCUGCAAUACCGGUCAGGCUGUAAAGGCGGGAACAGCAGUAGUAGCAACAACGGCAGCAGCAUCUGCAGCAACAGCUCGACCUGCCCGGCCGACUCCAGCACGGGCAGCAGCAACUCGUGCAACGGCAGGGGCUCGACCUGCCCGAGCUCCACCUCCCUGCCCACGCCGAGCGGCGCCCAGGGCGGCUCUAACAACAUGAUCUUGUCGUGCUCGACGCGGUGCUCCGGGCCGGGUUGCAACGCCCCGACCCUGCCGCCGCCGCCACCGCCCUCCAGAUACGUGUCCACCACGUGGAACACCCAGGCCCACCACACCGGCUACAACAGCAGCUUGAGCAGCAUGGGCAGCAUGAGCCUGGGGCUGGCCAUGGGGCCGGGCUCUAGCAGCGGGGGCGGCAGUGGCAGCGCGGCUGGGGGUGGGGGUGGGCCCUCCACCUCGAGCAGCAGCUGCUGCAGCGGCUCCUCGUCCGUCUACAACACCGAGGGGUGGGUGGGCCAUCCCCUCGACCCCAUCGGCUGUGUGUUCGACACACUCGCAGAGGCAUCUCUCGUACCUGACGACCACAUGCCCCGACUACCCACUUACUUCGAUUCUGUUGGGGUUGAGGAGCCCACAAGCACUGUGCCUCCGCGGUACCAUCACGUCCCAGUGGUUGGCUCGAGGGAUCGUUCAGAAACUUACUUGACGUUGGCUGUAGAUGUGGCCCUUAUCGGCCUCGGACAGCAACGCAUCAUGCCUGCUGGACUUUAUGCUCAAGAAAAGGCUUGCAAGCAAGAGGACAGACUGAUUGCCAAACUUCAAGAAAUGGAGCUGGACUCUGCACUAGUGGCUGUGUUGCGCCGUCAAGCGAUUGUGCUUCUUGAGGGUGGCCCUACAUCUGGCCUCGGCAUUGGCAUUCACCCUGAAAGUAUUCCAAUGCACACGUUUGCUAGGUUCAUGUUCCUUGCUUUGCUUAAUUAUUACCCAGAUCUUGCGUACGAGGUUGGCUUGCGUGCAAUGAGAUUACCUGUUCUUGAAGAGCAUGAAGAUACAGAUGAAGGCACAAGCAGUAGCAACGUAGUACCUCCAGCGUUCAACCGUUAUCCUAGGUGGUUUACGUUAGGCCAUAUUGAAACUCAACAAUGUGCUCUGGCCUCUACUAUGCUCAGUGCAGCCAAAGACUGUUUGGUCUGCUUGACUGGGGAAGUUGUCCGUUUACGUACUGUGCUUGAAUCAGCACAACGCCAUAUCCACUCUUCCUCUCACCUCUUCAAGUUAGCUCAAGAUGCUUUCCGUUUUGCCACUCCAGAAAAUGGACCAAGACAUCCAGCCCUUUUAAGUGUUGCUUUUGAAUUAGGCCUUCAGGUCAUGCGGAUGACUCUUACUACUCCUAACUGGCGGCGUCGAGACAUGGUGCGCUGGUUAGUGACUUGUGCAACUGAAGUAGGAUUUGAAGCCCUUGUUUCAAUCAUGCAGAAUUGGUAUCAGUUAUUCACACCCACUGAGGCUACAGGAUCUGUAGCCACAACAAUAAUGUCUCACAAUACAAUCAUGAGGCUAAACCUUACAUUUCCUCAGCAAGAAGAACUAUCUGGUUGUGCAAGAACUUUAGCCUUGCAAUGUGCUACAAAGGAUCCUCCAAAUUGUGCCCUAAAUGCCCUCACACUUUGUGAAAAUGAAGCAAUGGCGUUUGAGACGGCAUAUCAAAUUGUUAUUGAGGCAGCUGCAAAUAUAAUGACUUCAUCACAGCUGUUUACUAUAGCCCGGUACAUGGAACACAGAGCCUAUCCAACUCGAGCUUAUAAACUUGCUAUGCUGGCAAUGCAAAAUGUGCACCUUGCUUAUAAUCAGGAUACGCAUCCUGCUAUUAAUGACAUUCAUUGGGCCUGUGCUCUAAGUCACUCAUUAGGAAAGACUGAAUUAUCUACAAUGAUUCCAUUACUUGUAAAGAAUGUGCAGUGUGCAACCGUGCUCUCUGACAUUCUGAGGAGAUGUUCAAUGACUGCCCCUGGAGGAUCUUGUCAACACCCUCCAGAUGGCAAGCACCACCAUCACCACCAUCACCAUCACAGAAGCAGUAGUGGACGUGGAAGCUGUGGUGGAGGUGUAAAACCUUUGUCAUAUGACAAACCACCUCUCCGACAACUCUUAGAAGCAGCUGUUGCUGCAUAUGUCAACACAACUCAUUCCCGCCUUACUCAUAUCUCACCUAGACACUAUGGUGAUUUUAUUGACUUCCUAGGGAAGGCAAGGGAUACGUUUGUUCUGGCUCAUGAUGGCCAUGCUCAAUUUGCACAGCUAGUUGAAAAUAUGAAAGUUGCUUACAAAGGCAAAAAGAAACUAAUGUUUUUGGUGAAAGAAAGGUUUGGGUGACUACCACUUGCAUUGUGUGAUAGACUUCUACUUUGUUUCAGUGGUAGUUGAGGUAUCUCAUGCUACCCUAGUUAUUGGUCUUUAUCAGUUGAAAUUUUCUGUUACUGAAAUCUCUUGAGUUAUCAGAACAUCAUAUCAUUUUAUAUGUACCUUAUUUAUUCUAAAUUUGUUGUAAAUCUAUGUUAAUGAAUAUACCAUGCAGAAAU
Frankliniella occidentalis (western flower thrips) is the source of this 4022-nucleotide messenger RNA. RefSeq names its product zinc finger SWIM domain-containing protein 5. The record is from RefSeq and is a predicted model, not a curated record. The coding region runs from base 1 to 3816 and encodes 1271 amino acids. The transcript is spliced from 12 exons. Lineage: Eukaryota; Metazoa; Arthropoda; Insecta; Thysanoptera; Thripidae. Gene Ontology annotation, cellular component: Cul2-RING ubiquitin ligase complex.